Episyrphus balteatus (marmalade hoverfly) is the source of this 1409-nucleotide messenger RNA. RefSeq names its product alpha-tocopherol transfer protein-like. Gene Ontology annotation, cellular component: membrane. NCBI's taxonomy places the organism in Eukaryota, Metazoa, Arthropoda, Insecta, Diptera, Syrphidae. The record is from RefSeq and is a predicted model, not a curated record. The coding region runs from base 389 to 1324 and encodes 311 amino acids. The transcript is spliced from 3 exons. Gene Ontology annotation, molecular function: phosphatidylinositol bisphosphate binding.
CCUAAUUUCGACAAAACAAAGAAAAAAAAAAACUCAAGAAGCUUAACAAAUCGACGACACACACAAGAUUAUAAAAUUCAACCUCUAAGAUACCACUUAUACAUUUUUACACAGUCUUUUCUCGCAGUAAAUAAAUGCCUCUACUGUAAAAGCUGAUGCAUGUAUAGUUAAGGGUGGUCGUAGGUAUUGAAGACUAUAAUACUUGUGAAGUUCUAACGCACUAUAAGGAGCCAAUACAUUUCAGUUGUUGAAAAGAAGACGCCAGCUCAGGUAGUUGAGCUCGUAGCUAAGCAAUAGCCGCAGCCGUCCGAAGUGUAGUGUUUGUUGGACACAAUCUAUUUUAUUCUAAUCGCCUUUGGAGUGUUAAGAAGUGAUUAUCUAAGCAAUUAUGGCACAAUUAAGACCGUUAAUUCCAAAACUUCAAGAGCGUGCAGUGGCGGAGUUAAAUGAGGUGCCCGAGCGCCUUGACGAUGAUAUUAAACAGCUUAGAGAAUGGGUUGAGAAACAACCACAUUUACAAUCUAGAACUUCUGAUCAAUUUUUGGUUGCAUUUUUGAGAGGUUGUAAGUUUAACAUGGAAAAGGCUAAGCACAAAUUAGAUCAAUACUACACUUUGCAAGCUGGUAUUCCAGAAGUCUUCAAUAAUCGUUCAGUUGAUGAUGAACUUUCAUUGGAAAUUAUUAGAAUGGGAGUGAUUCUGCGACUUCCACGUCUUGAAGACGAUGAAGGCCCCUGUAUUAACAUAAUUCGUGCCACAAUUUACGACACGGAUAAGUUCAAGUUUGCCGAUAUUAUUCGAGUUGGUAUAAUGUUUGGAGAAAUUAUGAUGCUCGAGGACGAUAAUUCGGUCAUAAGUGGUUAUGUCGAAGUGAUGGAUAUGGAAGAUGUUGGAGCCAAUCAUUUGUUUCAACUUCAUCCCAGUUUGUUGAGAAAGCUUUCGGUUUUCGCUGACGAGGCUAGUCCAAUGAGACAGAAGGGAACACAUUUUAUCAAUGUUCCACCAGCAUUCGAAAUGGGAUUUAGGGGAAUUAAGUCUUUCUUCCCCGAAAAAGCUACGAAACGUAUUCAUUUACAUGCAACUGGAAGUGAAACACUCUACGAACACAUCCCGAAAAAAUAUCUCCCCGUUGAAUAUGGUGGAGAAAAUGGAACUAUUCCCGAAAUUGUAGCUUCAAUGGAAGCAAAAUUCCUCAGCUAUCGAGACUAUUUCAAAGAGAGUGCUAAAUUCGGAGUAACAGAAGAGCUGAGAAAGGCUGAAAAAGCAAUUGAUUAUAAUAGUAUUUUCGGUAUUGAUGGAUCAUUUAAGAAAUUAACAAUCGAUUAGUGCGUAAAGAACCUUGAUUUGACUGAUUAGGAUUUAUCGUGUUGAGAUUAAAAGAUGGUGUGUAGUAGUGGUGUGUGGUUGGCAA